Molecule: messenger RNA, 5598 nt
Organism: Catharus ustulatus (Swainson's thrush)
Lineage: Eukaryota; Metazoa; Chordata; Aves; Passeriformes; Turdidae
Gene: SEC16B
Product: SEC16 homolog B, endoplasmic reticulum export factor
Exons: 33
Coding region: 898-3927 (1009 amino acids)
Biological process (GO): Golgi organization; autophagy; COPII vesicle coat assembly
Cellular component (GO): ER to Golgi transport vesicle membrane; endoplasmic reticulum exit site
Source: RefSeq, a predicted model, not a curated record
UCUGAGGGAGAGGCGGGCGAUGGCGGAGGGCUCGGCUCUGCUGCCCUCCGAGGUGCCGGCUGCUCUUUCUACGGCCCCCGCCUCCCCCCGGGCCGCCGCGCUCGCGGGGCUGGGUGUGUCAGCCCCGGAGGGGACCCAAAAUGGUUCCUCCCCUCAGCCCCGCCGGCAGAGAGCGGGAAGGGGAAUCGCGGCUCGCGGGAGAGGCGUCCCCGAGGAAUACAAAUCGGGAUAAUCCGGCUGGGGCCGCAUGCCUCUCCCGGCGGCCCGUUCUCCCAGUAACGCCGCAGCAACGCCAGGCUGAUGGGUUUAGUCUCAGGCAGCGGGUGCCGUGCGGUUCCCUAGGCUCAAACCUGCGCUCGCACGCCUGACCGACACUGAUAAAUCUUUCAUGCACUCACACAGGCUGUUUCUCAGCAGAGCAGAAUAAAGAGUUUUUACACAGCAAGUUGGGGCUGAAGAACAGCAACCGCACUUAGAAAGGAAGGACUGUAAGCUCUGCAGCUUACAGGUCCCAAUGCAUUCCCCGAACAUGAAGGUUUGUCUUAGGAGUUCCCAAAAGUUCCUCUUGGGAGCUGAGGACUUGCAAAGUGGCAGUGAACAGUGCCCUCCUGAUCCAGUCCAGGUGUCUCUUGUGCCUUGAUCACAGUCCUGAAGUCCAAAGGGAUGAAAAUGUCUCCUCUGCUCUGCAAAACCACACCGAUAUUCCCGAAGAAAGGAAAUCCCUAUCCAGUGAAGCAGAGCUGUUGCUGGGCUGUUGCUGCCAUCUUCUGCCCACUUGGAAUUUUGCUGCUCACGACUUCCCCAGUCUUUGGCCCAUGUCAAGGAAAAGGAGGCCACUAAAGCCACCUGGGGCUUAAGCUCCCCAAAGCCAGAGAGGAUUUUGUUGGCAAGCUUGUGAUGGAGCCCUGGGCCCCUGUCCAGCCACCCCAGCCCAGGGAGAGGCCGGCAUCCCGGGGGUCAUGGGCAGAGGGGGACCGUGGCCCCCCAGCACCGCUCCGGCGGCAGCUUCUGCACACAGGAGCUCCUCGCCCCGGUUCCUGGCACGGGAGACACCUCCUCGGUCACUCCUGGGAUAAGGGCCACCACCCCCGGGAUGAGGGCCACCGUCCCCAGAGUGACGCCCGCCGGCCGGCUUCCCACUAUGACAGCAGCUACCCCAGCCAGCCCUACUCCAGGCAGUAUCCUGCAGCUGGCUAUGGAAAUGGCUACCCCUACCAAAGCCACCCGUGGCAGCCAGUGGCAUGGCAGGAUGACAGAGACCUGAGACAGGGAGAGUCUUACAGCAAGAGUUACCGGGACCAGCACUACUACAGGGGCUACCACCCCAGCCUGGCCACGGGCCCCCCAGGGCAGGACAGGACACAGACCUACAACUCCAGUGAGGAGAGCUACAUCUCGACUGCCAGGAGGGAAGGGACAAGGGAAGGAACCCUUGGCAGUGAUUCAGGGGAAGCUGGUGGCCAGCCCAAAGAGCUCUCGGGCCAACCCAGCCUGCUCCUGCAGUACCACGAGUCAGGACUCAGCUCCAGCAGCCAUGAGCUCAGCCAGUACAUCCGUGAUGGUGCCGACCACUAUGACCCUGUGCUUACAGGGCCCUGGGAUGUGGGACAAACAGAGGGGUCCUUGGUGUCCUCCUCGACCCCAGUUGUCCCCUUCAAGUUCCCACAGCUGCACACGGCGCUGUGCUUUGGAGCUGGGGGCCACCUGGUGCUGGUGUGUCCCUACUGCCCUGCUGAGGGACAGCUACCCCGUGUUGAGCUGCACAGCCUGGAGGCAAUCCUUCAUGGCACAGAAGAACUAGAGGAGCUGCAAGCCUUCCCUGGGCCGCUGGCCAGGGAAGAUCUGCACAAGGUGGAUGUGAUGACAUUUUGCCAGCAGAAGAUAACCACAGGCUGUGAUCUCUCAACACAGAGGGGCAGAGAUUCUUCUCUCCUCUGGAAACUCCUGGUCCUCCUCUGCCGACAGAAUGGGUCCAUGGUGGGCUCGGAUGCGGCUGAGCUGCUGAUGCAGGACUGCAGGUGCCAAGACAAGUACAAGAGGCAGGGCCCUGCAGCCACCCUGAUGGGCCUGAUGGACGAUGAGUGGGCAUCGCGCCAGCCGGGCACAAUGGACCUCAUCACCGGGGAGGUCCCUCCCAUCGUGGAGACACAGGCACAGAUUGUGGAGAAGUUCACCAAGCUCCUCUACUACGGCAGGAAGAAAGAUGCUCUGGUCUGGGCCAUGAGAAACCAGCUGUGGGGCCAUGCCCUGUUCCUCUCUAGCAAGAUGGACGCUCGGACGUACAGCUGGGUCCUCACCGGGUUUACCAGCACGCUUGCCACCAACGACCCACUGCAGACCCUCUUCCAGCUCAUGUCAGGAAGGAUCCCUCAGGCAGCACUGUGCUGUGGGGAUGCCACAUGGGGUGACUGGAGGCCCCACCUGGCUGUGAUAUUGUCCAACAAGGUUGGAGACACGGAGCUGAACCACCGAGCCAUUGUCACCAUGGGAGAUUCUCUGGCCAGCAAGGGAGCAGUCGAAGCAGCUCAUUUCUGCUACCUGAUGGCAGAUAUUCCUUUUGGUUACUUUGGAGCAAAGGCGGAUCGCAUGGCCCUGCUGGGCAGCAGCCACCGCCAGGCGUUUUCCCAGUUUGCCAGGACAGAGGCCAUCCAGAGGAUGGAAAUCUUCGAGUACUGCCAGCAGCUACGCCAGCCCGAAUCCUUCCUGCUCCCCUUCCAGGUGUACAAGCUGCUCUAUGCCUCCCGCCUGGCUGACCACGGGCUGCCAGCCCAGGCCCUGCAGUACUGUGAGCACAUCUCCACCGUGCUCCUGCGCCAGGACCCGGCCGCACACCCCGUCCUGGCCCGGCAAGUGGUGAGGCUGGCAGAGCGGCUGAAGCUCUCCGACCCUCUGCUCCUGGAGAUGCCGGAGCAGGACCAGGUGCUGGAGCCUGACUGGCUGGAGCAGCUCCGAGCCUGCUGCUGGGAGUUUGAGGUGGAAGAUGAUCUUCCUCCAGAGGUGGCACCCACUCAUCUGGAGCUGCCCUGUGCCGUUCUACCAGCAGCAGAUGAAGAGCCUGGUGAUGAGAUUUCCCAGAGUGAAGACUACCAGUAUGACCAGUGGUUUGAGCCUGUGCCACCCCAGGUACCGAGCACCCAGGAGGAUGUGUCCCUCAGGUCCCCAGCACCUGCUCAGGUCGUGGCAUCACCACUGCCCAGCGUUGGGAGAGACCUGCAGCACCCUGUGCUCGGCCAAGGGACACAUGGCCCUCUGGGAGAGGAUGUUGCUGAGCCCCCUCCACAGCCAGUGCUGCCAGCAGGAGAAGCUGGGGAGCCCUGGAAUGCCAGGCUGUCCCCUGGAGGGGUGCAGCCAGUCCUCCCCACAGAGCAGGAGGAGUUACCGACCAGGAUUCGGACUGUCUCUGAGACAUCCACUGUGUCCCUGGGGGACAGCCGGCCCUCCUUGGACAGUGCAGAUGAGGACACUGCCGGAGAGUGGGCAGAGGCCACGAAGCCCGAGGAGGACAAGAGCUCUGGAUUCAGGUGGUUUGGCUGGUUUCGGUCGAAACCCACCAAGGAAGCUUCUCCCAAAGCUGAGUCUGAGACAGACUCAGACUCUCCCACAUCAGGAUCACAGGAGUGGACGUCACCAUCCCCACCCAUUGCCCCUCUUGCAGCUGGGACAAACCCUUUGGCUCAGCCGCUCUCCAGAAAUCCUGGAGGAAUGCAGGGUGAAAAUACCUUUGCUGUUAGUCAAGUGUCUGCAGAUGUGAAAGGCUCGUGGGAGAAGGAGGGAAGGCAGUCAGCAGGACAGCAGACUGGCUACCCUGGACCUCUCCCACCAUUGGCUUCAAUUCCUCUUUUCAACCCUGCCCAGGUCUCUCAGGUUGCUGCCCGACCCACCCAACCCAGGCUGCUUUCCCGGCAUCGCUACCCCAACCCACUGUGAGGUGGUGGGUGGGUGGAGGAUGGCAGAGACCAAUUACAGAAAGACAGCCACUGGAAGAACUAGAAUCUCUGGAGAUGUCCCUUCUGGAGAGCCACCCAAGUUAGAGACAGCUGUGGUACCAAGAAGCCCCUGCUCAGGCUGGAGACCCAGUGCCAGAUGCUGUGUGUGCUCGUGAAAGGAGUGGGAGCCAGCUUGGAGAGCCAUGCAGGAAGAACCCAGUCCUGCAGCUGUUGAUGUUUUGAAGUUAAGAAAACAUUUAAAUGAUUAAAAAAAAAAUGCCCAGCCUUGGUUUAUCAAGGGAACUUCUAAUGAGAAGAAGGGGAAGGAGAGCAGACACAGGAAGGGCAGCAGAGACUAACAGCCUGGCAGAGCACUUGUCAUCUUGACAACACAGCCCUGUCUUGGAGUGCUCUGUGCUCCAGGGUUGCUGCGCCUCUGUAUGGAGUUCCAAACCCCCAACCCUUCUUACUCCAGAACUUCCAAAGUGCACCUUCCACCUCCCUCAAAUGCCUUUCAGCUCUCCCUGCUGCAGCAGGACCUACUCCAUCUCUCCUGUCCAGAACCUGUGCUGUGGGAUUUCAGAAACAGAGACAUGAACUGUGCUUCCAGAAAUCCAAAGAUGGUGCCUACAACCAUGGACUUGUGUUGAAUCUGCAUUACCUGCACAUGGGAGUAAAAAGCAUCAUCUCCUCAAACAUGCCUGCAACCAAAACCAUCGUAUUGUUAAGGCUGAAAAGACCUCUAAGAUCACUGAGUCAGACUUAACCCAGCACAGCUGUGUUCACCUCUAACCACGUUCCCAAAAUAGCCAUAGGAGAGCAGGAUGCUUUAUGACUGUUCCUGUGCUGUGAGAAGGUUCUGUGGCAGAGCUUAAGGCUCAUACAUUGACAUCGGAUGCUGCUGAAAAGGCAUGUGAUUGGUUUUUUCAUAGUGAGGGACUUCUUGGCAUUUUUGAAAAGCAAACUCCCAACUAGGAGGCAGAACAAGAUGGGCAUGUGAGAUGGGAGUUGUGCCAUGAGCCAGAGCAUCUGCUGUAUUGGAGGGUCUGAACUGUCCUGUUGCUUUCAUCACAUCCCCAGGCAUCUCAUGGCACCUCUCUGCAUGCAAAGAAACAUCUGGAAGGGUGCAAAUGCCAAUCUGUGUUUGUACUGGCCCUCUGUAACAAAGCCAGUCAAUGCAGCAAAUCCCAGCAUCAGUUGCACCAGGAAGAGAUGGAGACACAGUCCAGAUGGACACUGGAGUGGGGGCCCUGCCUAGGAGCCUUGCCUGGAAAUGGUUGUCUGUGGUAGUGUGGGGAAUGGGCUAAAAUUGGGGAUCUUAGUCCAUGCUCUCUCUUGCAGCUGUAUAUGGUUUUUUUCUUCCUUUCUAGAUUGGCUUUAAGGUAUGGGAAAGCAUGGAGAUUCUUCCCACAGGAGAGAUUUGCUGAGGUCCUUAGCUGGUACAAAUCAAUCAAGCUCUAACUCACAAAGCACUCUAUGGGGACACAACUUUGAUAGGAACCUUCCCUCUGAAGUUUGAUGUGAACUCCUUUUCUUCCAGCCACACAUUUUCCUCUUUUCAUUACAAAAAUAAAAGCUGUGACAAAGCCUGGCAUAGCCCCAAAGUUGGUCCCCACCUCCCUUGUCCCAGCCUUCGUGCCCUCAAAAACUGUGAGUCAUCACCUCUUGGCUC